UGGCAACCGAGUCUAUAAAACCUGCUUGGGUUGAAAAUAAUGUUGUUUACCGCUGUUGUCAUUGUCAGUGUCAAAUUUGAAAUUUAACAACUCAAAAGUUGUAAACAAAACAAUGCAUGUUUUCUUUUUUAGUUUAUUCUAUAAAUAAAAAUAAUUUAAAUUAUGGCUAAUGCUGAAAUGCUGACUAUGUACAUCAAAAAACUAAGUCAUCCACUGAAGGAAAUUCGUGAAAGAUCUCUGUUAUUGUUGUUAGCAAAAUUGAAAUUAGGUUGGGAGUUAGAUGAUGAGCUGUCGGGUACGAGAGAAUUGCUAGAAGGUCUUUUGGCAUGGUUCCAGACACCGCAACAGUCUUUACAAAGUGAAGCAUUGGAAUUACUACUUACAACUAUAAAGACAAAGGCUGGCACCUACAUUGCUAGAGAGUUUGGAAUAGAUAGUAUAUUAAAUAAUUUGAACAAAGUGCAUCAUAGGAUUGCCAGUGAUGCUCUAGAAUUAUAUGAUGAUGUAAUUGAAACCCUAAGAUUUCUUAAUACUGUUGAAUCUGAUGUUAACGUGGAUAUCCCUCGGUUGACUCUACCUGAUAUUACAAGUUCUGAAAGUGAUGGGGCGUCAAGCAGCGGUUAUUACAAUUUGGAGCCUAAUAUUCACUCAUCUAAGGCUACAUCCAUUUCUAAUGAUGACUCUGAUAUCAAUAGAUACAGGAGCUUGAACACCACGGAGUGUGUAAGAGUACUACUGUUCCCAUGGGUAGAGUUGUGCCAAUCUGACAAGAAAACUUUGUUAUUGGUAGAAGACGCCAUAAGACUAUUGAAGUCCACAAGACGGUGCUGCAGAUUCAUUCGCGAUGUCUUCCUGCGCGAUUUCUAUGCUGAAAUAUUCUUGAACAGACCUGAGAUUAUAAAGAGUUUAUUGACAAUAUCAGAUGGUAACCACGGCGGGCGCCCUGGCGAGGCUCUUUGUGUCUUGCUGUAUAUAACAAAAGCUCUGCGCGCACGACUGCUACAGUUAUCUUCUUUGGACUUGAUACAUGAAACUGACAAGGUUUCAGAAGAACAUAGAGAUAUGAUAGACGAUGGUGUGAAUCUAGAAUUACAAGAAAUAGCCGGUGAGCCACAUCUUCGCACGCCGGCUGAAGAAGAUGGUCUUGUAGUACUGAGACAGCUGCCUGCACCCUUGUAUGGUCUGGAUACGCUACAUGCAGUACUCACUAUAAUGGCUAGAAGCGUCGUGUUGGCUGACCCAGUUGAUAAAACCGAGUUUUUGAAUGUUAGAGAAUUGAACACAUGCCUUUGCCUAAUAGAAAGUCUGGUCGAGUUGUUACUCGACUGUAUUAACGACAGCUUCUGGAGUAUGGACCAUAAUGCCAAGACUUACAGGGACAUUUCACAUAAAAGUUGCAUGGUGAUGCGCCUGAUGGGAGACCUAUUGAACAAAUAUAGAAAAUCAUUCUUCGAUGAUCUCGAUCGUAGUCAUCAUCGCGUGGCGUGGUUACGUCUGACGUUUUGCGCUGAAAAACUCUUGCACUGGGCUCGAGACUCCGCCCUGCCACCGACUUCGCUUGUUAAUGCAUUACAAAUAGCGCAGCUCGAUCCAGGCGUAGAACUGUUUUACCCAACGUUGAGUAAGAAGAUUGAAUUGGUUUUACAGAGUACUAGAAUAACUGUUAACCAAGAAUAUAAAAGCAAAUAUAAGGAACUGAAGAAAUUAUUCUCAAGCAUGGAUGGGGCUGCUCAGUUUAUGAACAAUAAGAAAUUGCAUAAAUCAAAGAAAGUGCUCACGUGCAUAAAGAGCUGUAUCCCUAUUUUAGAGCUCUUUCAAAGUGAACAUCUUUUAGUUGAUAUGUCGGAUAUUUUGGUGAAAAAGGCGAAAGAUUUGGACUUUAAUGAUAGUGACUGGUCUGUCGCUCGAAGUAUUGCCUUGUCUUUGAUGGGUCACAAUGUGGAUUGGGUGCAAAUUACAUUUUACAAGUCUUUAGCUGAGAUGGUGAAGUCUGUGUUGGUGGGAGAUGAGAAUGAGAAGAGUCUGACUUUACUGUGUGAUGUUGGUAUACUGACAGAGAUAUGCUGUCAUGGACUCUCUUCUAAAUGUAAAGAGGUAGAAGGAAGUUCUUCAGAAAUAAUGUUGUAUUUAUUACGUGGACGGUUGGUCCUCAGUGAAGGAUGUUGGUGGCGACUGCUGGCCAGUUUACUGCCAGUACUACCGCUGUUACAUGUUUAUGCUGCUCAUGAAACGCAAUUAGGGAAAGCAAUCUGUAAAUCGCUAGAACGCGACAUAGCAGAUUGUUUGGGCGUGUCAGCCUCCGAGGUGAUGGCCGGCUUGGUUCGUCUUAUGUUUGUACGAUGCGUUGCAGUACAACUUGAUGCAGCUCACACUCUAUGCCGACUAUUAGAUGACGAGCGCUAUUUGCCUCCUAAGGAGUCGUUGCGAGCUGAUGUUUUAUUGAGCGCAUUACGGAGAGUUAAACGGCAAGAGUUUAAUAUAGACUAUGAAAGUUCACCGACUAAAGUGCCACAGACCACAGGGUUGACCCAAAUCCUGGACGUGUUAAAACAAGAUAUAGUACUCGAUGACGAAGGACACUACAUAUCUCGUAACACGAUGCAACCUGCCCUCGAGCCCUCGUUGCGACGUAGCACGUUGCAGCAACUCGCUGUUAUAGUGCGACAGCAGAAUUUACAUGAUGUGUUCUUGCAAUAUGACGGUGUUAAUAUUAUUGUUGCUACGUUGAGAAUGUCACUGAUGGUGGACGAUUAUCUAGCAUUUCCGGAGUGUGCAAUCAGUUGCGUGUCUAUACUUAACAGCGUAUGUUUUGCUAGUAGACACAACUUGGCUAAGAUACCGGAUUUACCUGCACUUUUGCUCAGAGCGAUCCUAGUGUUCCCUGCAAAUGAUUCAUCAGUGCUCAUGGCUGCCCAAGUCCUGGCGAUUAUAGCGUGGGCAGGCUUUACUCUGCAGGAGUUGGAUGCAUCCAGACACCGCAUACCAGCAUUACCACUUAAUGUAACUCAAAAGACCUCGCUACCAUUUGAAGCUAACAGUUAUUGGAAUACCAGCCCUAAUGCAGAACAUUCUAGUGUUGAGUGGCUACUAGCUGAUGAAGAAUGGCGGACAGCAGUACGGGUGCGAUGGUGGUGCACCAACUCAGGUCGAGCUCGUCUUCUGACAGAGCCACCGCCCACUGCCCCACUAGCCUUACGUCCUACGUCGCGUGACCUAGCCACCUUGAGAGCAUCCUGUCCUAUCUUCAGUAGCACUAGAGCAUUGCUAGCUCUACAAAAUGCUACUACACAUAGACAGGUCACAGAAGCACUGCAUUUGUUGGAGAGCUACGUUUAUUUAGUUGCACAGUCGAGCGUCAACAAGAAGGAGUAUAGCUCGUUACCAUGGCAACAUAUGCGGCGGUUCCUGGACGCACCUCCCGCUUCAUCCCGCGACACAUCACUGCUUUGCUCUCUUUUGCACUUCGUUAUAGCAUACACGGAUAACGUACCGAAGUCUGAUGGCACAAUGUCCUGGAUAAAAUCGUCAUUUAUUGGCAAUGAAGCUCACAUAAUCUCCCUUUUGAGUAGAGAUCAGUUGUAUCCACAGCAAACUGCGCAGGAGUGCAUUGAAGUGACACAACUACACAUACAUAUUGUGAAGGUGCUACUACGAUGUGUUAUGAUGCUGGAAACCUGGGAAGAUUAUGACAGCUAUAAGUUGGAGAGCUUAUUAAAAAUUCUUCUUGUUUGCUUGGACAAAAUUGAUUUGAAAAAUUUCCAUAUGCUUGGGUACCUAAAUGAAUUGAUGCGUUGUAUACGAUACGCCGUGAAUUCUCGCUACUGUAAGCUGUCAGAAGAUACUCUGAUUCAGUGCUUGAAAGUAGUAGCAAGGACACUGAGUGGAUGUGCCUCUGGUGGUGGAUGUAAAGGGCAGGCGUGCAGACUGGAUGCGACUCUGUCUUUGCUGGCAUUGUUAAGGCAGAUACAUGAUGAAGCUAUACCUGUGCAGAGAUGGAGUGAGGUCUUCAACAGUGAUGUGGUACGCACAGUUGUGAAAGGAGUUAGUGGCACACGUCCACAACUACGAGCGGCCGCACUACACGUGGUCGUUGCACUUGCGCACUACGCACAACUAAUGCCACAUUUGAUGCAAGCCAUACAAGAGCCGUCUCUAUCCCAGUUCGCUGCAAACAUAUUUGCGCAGCGUCGUGAAGCGAACACUGUGCGAGCCGCGGCAGCUGCCCUUCUCGCAUCGAUUGCAGCGAGAGCAUCGCCACGAUCUGAUGUGUUGGAGUCCGAUGUCCUAGAACAAUUGGAAGAAAACAACUUCAUAGAGAAUAGUUUAGAAAUUCUUGUUGAUUUCUGCAACGCCAAAGAUUACAAACAGUCGUUCGAAGGGAAUGUAUCGCUUAGUUUGUUGGAGCGCCGUUCGGAGUUGGAGGUGCGUGCGCAGAAGUGUGGGGACGAGCAUGUGUCAGCUUCUCAGGUUACCAACAAGUCGCGGCCGCCCCCUACUGCUGCGUUAGUGACAGCCCUAGCUGAUGCACUCCACAAUAUCAGCGCCUUCCCACACUGCCCCGUCCAAGCCUGGAAUGAGCGAGGACUAUACAGACUUCUAUUCAGAUGCGCUUCCUGGUCUGUAGACAACCAGACCGAGACGUACGAAGUCCGUGCCGCAGCAUGUCGCGCGCUUCUAGCCGUGACAGCGCACAAAUGCGUCCGAUUAUCCCUCGCCGCGACUAAGGACUGUCUACACAACUUACUAAUGACUUUAAUGCCAUUCGCACAAGAUGAAGAGGAAGAGAUCUGCAUUGUGGCACGUGCGCAAGCUAUGUCGCUGCUCGCGUCGUUGCUUGCGGAGAAGGCAGCUAGCGACACCGUGUGGCAAGCAUUAAAAGACACGCAUCAAACUGAUUUCUUCCAUUUACUUCUACAGAGCUUGGAAGUUGAUGAGAUUGAACUCCAAGACGCAGCCCUAUAUUGUCUCACGCAACUGACGCAAUCCAUGUCACAGAAGCGACACGCAGAUAAAACAAAAGACGAGACUUGUUCAGAGUUCUAUGACAAUCUCAAAUCUCCUCACUGGGAUGGAGUGCAGAUUGACAAGUGUGGUGGAGGGGAUAGCGCACGGAGUUACGACUGCCAACCGGAGUACUUGGCUGAAGAAAUAUUCAAAGCUCUGCUUAAUAUGUACAAGAAAUUGGCGUUGGAGAACAAGAAACCUGAGUUUAGUGAAGAUGAGCGAUGGAUCCGCGUAUGUUCAUGUUUAGCGUCCGUACUAUCAGUGAGUGAUCGCAGUCGCCAAUAUGCCGUACAUCGACAUCUACCUCGAAUACUGCUGACCACCUUACAAGCUGUAAGAGACCAUCUGUCCAUGCAUGGGAAACCUGCUGAUGUCAUCAAAACUGCGAAUAAUAAUCCAGUGCUACAAACAUUAUACUGGCUUCUGGUGGUAAUGGACUGCUUGAUGCUGGAGUGUCCUGCGGCCAAGGAGAGCUUCGCGGACGACAACCUGACAGUCUCCCUGUGCAGACUGUGGCCCUGGUGUAUGAUGACUGAACAGUUACGACUGGCCGUCAUGCAUCUCUUGUAUACGUUUACUAAUAAUUGUCCUAAAGCAUGGGGCGGUCUGUGUGCUUGCGUGGGCGGGCGCAGUAUAGUAUUGGAGGUGUGUAACCUGUGCGCGCGCGAGGCCCAGCAGGCGGGCCGCGCGCGCGCCCCCGCCCUGCUCCUGCACUGUCUGCACACCCUGCGCCGGGCACUGCCGCACCAUCACUGCAGGACUAUACUGCUGAAGAGCGAAGUGCUAUCGAGUAUGUACCGGCUAUGUGUCCGCGAGCGGGUGCGCGGCGCGGGGGCGGGCGGCGCGAGCUGGGCGCGGCUGUGCGAGCGCGCGGCGCGCACGGCGGAGGGCGCGGCCGCGCUGCUGGCGCUGCCGGCCGCCGCCGCGCCGCUGGCCGCGCUGCCGGCCGCCGUGCGGGCCGGACUCAUGCCCGCUAUCGCUCAUACCGCGCACCAUCAACGUAUCACGUUCUUACAAUCACCGGACCUAUUGGAACUGCUUUCUGGGACUCUGCUGGCUGGAGACACUGCGGAGAUCGUGUCAGCUUCACGCGCAGUUUGGGCGUUAGCUGCUAAUAACCACAAGGCAAAGCUGGUACUUCGGAGUGCAGGCGUGGCUUCAGCGGUGCAGACAGCGUUGCAGCGACUGCAGCGCUCGGCACGAGAACCUGACGCACAACGCGCUCUGCAACUACUCACAUACACCAACACUGUACUACAGACCACGUGAUAAUACCCAUUUUUUUCAUGUUAACAUUAACAAAGGUAAUGCAGACUCUAGUUUGGUGAUAAUAAGAAAUGUAUUUUUCAAUGAUAUGAAAUAUUAAAUUAUAAUUGUAUAUUUUUGCUACAUAAAUUGUUGAUCAAUGAAAUUUUGACUCAAAAUUACAUAUUUUGUAUAAAAUUGGUUGUUAAUUCAAAGUCGUGUCCUAUAAUGUAUUUUACUGCAUGAACUUCAAAUUACAGUUUUCAAAAAAUUGUUCAAAACAGACAUUGUCAAAAAUUUUUCUACAAGGAAAUCCCGUCCUUAGUUCCAUGACAUAGAGUAACUAAUCAUUACGUAUCAUACGUUGCUUGUUGUAAACGGCCUAAUCCAUAGCAAUUUACUGCCGCGCUACGUAUCGCGGGUUCGAUUCCCGCGCGGAACAACUCGUUGUGUGAUCCACAGUUAGUUCUUCCGGGUCUGGGUAUCA
Messenger RNA from Spodoptera litura, 6736 nucleotides. RefSeq names its product rotatin. NCBI's taxonomy places the organism in Eukaryota, Metazoa, Arthropoda, Insecta, Lepidoptera, Noctuidae. Gene Ontology annotation, biological process: ciliary basal body organization; centriole replication; centriole-centriole cohesion. Gene Ontology annotation, cellular component: centriole; centrosome; ciliary basal body. The record is from RefSeq and is a predicted model, not a curated record.